Molecule: messenger RNA, 1691 nt
Organism: Pangasianodon hypophthalmus (striped catfish)
Lineage: Eukaryota; Metazoa; Chordata; Actinopteri; Siluriformes; Pangasiidae
Product: intercellular adhesion molecule 1
Exons: 6
Coding region: 53-1450 (465 amino acids)
Biological process (GO): cell adhesion
Molecular function (GO): integrin binding
Source: RefSeq, a predicted model, not a curated record
UUUCACUUUACUUGGUGAGUUCACACUCUGGAGAUUUUCCUCGCGCUUUGAGAUGGCCGUGUGUGUUUUCUCUUCGUUAGUCACUGUACUGUGUGUGGGACUGUAUGGAAAAUAUACAUACGCAGCAUGUACAGAUCCUGUUGUCACUCUGGCGUCUCUGCUGGUGGAGUAUGGAGACCCUGCUGAAGUGAACUGCUCCAUACCGAGCAAACCUGAGACAGAUUACGUGCUGGGCUGGGAGUCUAAAACAUCACAGCCAGCUACAGACAAUGAGACGAGUGUGAUGUGGAAGGUGGACAGUCUGACGAAUUGGGAGGAGGCUGACGGACUCCAGUGUUACUUCACAGUGGGAAGUACUAUGUGUGAGAGUAAUGUAACUGUCACCAUUUACAAGACGCCAGACAGGGUUACACUGAGCUCUGUGUCUGAUGUGUGGGUAGAGGGAGAUCAGACAGAGCUGUGGUGUGAGAUUGAAAACGUUGGUCCUGGACAUAAACUCAGUGUACGCUGGAGCAGAGCAGAUCCAAAGCACAACAACGCUUUCACACAAUUCAGUGAAACGACGUUCCCAGACUUGGUAAAUGAGAUGAAGAACGUGAGCAUGACAGUGAACUUAACUGUAACGCCCAGACAUGAGGAUGAUGGAGUGCAGUAUCAGUGUGCAGCUGUGCUGAAUCUGGACCAACAUCCGCUCGUGUUCACAUCACAACCACUCAACGUCACUGUACACUCAUGUACAGAUCUUGUUGUCACUCCGGCGUCUCUGCUGGUGGAGUAUGGAGACCCUGCUGAAGUGAACUGCUCCAUACCGAGCAAACCUGAGACAGAUUACGUGCUGGGCUGGGAGUCUAAAACAUCACAGCCAGUUACAGACACUGAGACGAGUGUGAUGUGGAAGGUGGACAGUCUGACGAAUUGGGAGGAGGCUGACGGACUCCAGUGUUACUUCACAGUGGGAAGUACUAUGUGUGAGAGUUCUGUAACUGUCACCAUUUACAAGAGGCCAGACAGGGUUACACUGAGCUCUGUGUCUGAUGUGUGGGUAGAGGGAGAUCAGACAGAGCUGAAGUGUGAGAUUGAAAAUGUUGGUCCUGGACAUAAACUCAGUGUACGCUGGAACAGAGCGGAUCCAAAUCAAAACAACGCUUUCACACAAUUCAGUGAAACGUCGUUCCCAGACUUGGUAAAUGAGAUGAAGAACGUGAGCAUGACAGUGAACUUAACCGUUACUCCCAGACGUGAGGAUGAUGGAGUGCAGUAUCAGUGUGCAGCUGUGCUGAAUCUGGACCAAGAUCCGCUCGUGUUCCCAUCACAACCACUCACCGUCACUGUACACUCUGAGCUGCCAUUCAUCUGGGGAGCGAUUGCUAUAGUGUUGAUCUUAGCUGUGGUCAGCUUUGAGUGCUGGAUAUAUUUCCAAUACCCACACAUGGGUCGUGCUACAUCCUGAAGCACCUGAGAUCCCACAGGAACAAUGGCUAUGUGCAACACAAUGCUGUGAACCAAGGACAACCGUAGAUCCUGAUAUUAAAACCUGUGUCAUUAACCCUGACUCCAGUGUAUCUAACGCUAACACUGCCUCCUGUGUAGUUAACCCUGACUCCAGUGUAUCUAACGCUAACACUGCCUCCUGCGUAGUUAACCCUGACUCCAGUGUAUCUAACGCUAACAUUGCCUCCUGCGUAGUUAAC